ACCGGUUGCAGUCUGCUGAGUUCCGAAUGUACCGGUUUCAAGUUUCAUGUGACACCCAAUGGGGUGAGGAGGUGUGCAUCGUGGGCAACAGCAAUUGCCUGGGAUCCUGGAAUGUGCGCCAGGCAGUAGUGCUGAAGCCGUUGAAUUAUCCCCUGUGGAAGAGCGAUGAAAUUGACAUCUCCGAUGUGGGCCCUCCAGAGGAGGCAUCCUCGAGUUCAAAGAGACUGGAGUACAAAUAUGUCAUUCGGGGCCCUCAUGGUGUCAAGUGGGAGCAUGGCAACAAUCGCUGGGCUCCUGUUGACAUUGGCACGAGGCUCACCGUCCACGAUGGUUGCUUUGGAUGCAUCCAGUCAUACCCCUUCUCUUUCCAGGAGGGGCCCGAGAUUCUGGAGCGCAGUCAGACCGCAGCAGCAGAAGGGCAGCCCCGCGGCUGGUGCAUUGCAGUGGUUGGUUCUUCUGUAGCCGAAGGAUACAACACCUGGCGGAAACGCGGCUGGGCUUGGCUCCUUGGAGAGGAUUGUUUUCCAUCCUCCAGCAUGAACGGCCGAUGGGAUGUGGUGGGAGAGACGUUUUGGAACCUUUCAGUGUUUUCCCAACUCCGACCCGGAAAACUGCCCCCCUGGCCAUCUUUCAAGCUUGGUAGAGCUCGCCGCCGUCGCAUUAUCGCCAUGACCCAACAGUACCACGAGCACCUGUUGGAAGCUGGUGAGAAACCCAGCAGCAGCGACAGCUGGCCAUGGCGGUGGAUUCUGCGGGCCUUGGCAUUCCUGGUGGCGCUAGCUUUGGCCCUGGGAUUCCUGAAUGAUGGGAAAGCUGCCCCAGGACCAUUGAAGUAUCUCUACAUCUCCUUUCAUGGGGAUGGCAGUGCCACCACUCCCUUGCCUCAGUACGGCGUGAACCAGAUCUUUCGCUUUGACCUCGAAAAUCUGGGGGAUCCUGCCCAGCCGGUGCUGGGAAAGGGGUCGCCGACCCCACCAAGGAUGCUGCGUGACAUGCAGAUACUGAAGGAUGGGACUCUGUUCGUUGCCCAAGGCUUGAAGUUUGACAGUUGCAUCUUGCAGUAUGGUCCUUGCGACCAAGAUGGGGUGAGGCAGUUUCAGAGGGAGUACAGGAGCCCGAUUCUGGUGCAUCCCUAUGCCCUGACCUUGCUAGGCGACACACUCUUCGCCUCCACACAAGACUCCGGCACAGUGGUUGGCUUCAAUCUUACUGAAUCCCAUGACCUACUUUCAUCGGGUGAUCGCAUCAACUUCAACCUGCAAGGGGACUUUCGGUACAGGCCAGGGAUCACCUAUCGGGGCAUCGCCAGCUACAAGAGAUGCCUCUACCUGUCUGUCACAGAGAUGGAUGUGGUGGCGGUGAUCUGCGACUUUGACCGAGUCUCCCGACGGAUUCCCGUGCGGCAUCCCAUCGGUCUCAUGGUGGAUGAAGAGAAGAAGGAGCUUUACAUCGCGUCUCCGGCGAAAGACAAGGACGAGCAAGGAGAAGUCUUGGUGGUCGACUUGUCAAACGAUAAGGUGUUGCGAAGGCUGCGACAUGAAGGCAUGGAGCAUCCAACGAACAUGGUGUUGCACAAGGACAAAGUGAUUGUGGCCUCCCAGACUCAAAAGUCUAUCUUGGAAUUCGAUCGCAGCGGAGAAUUUUCGAAGGUUUUGAUUCAGAACCUUCCCGAUGCUCCAGAGCAACAUGGCUGUCUGCCAGAACAUCAUGCUGUCUCCGUGCUGAAUUUUGACCUGUUGGGCGGGCUGGACAGGGUUGUGAAUGUCUCCCAAUGUGGGGCCAACACAGCCAUCACCAAGGAGCGUCUGAGAAGUCACGCAGUGACGCAGCUGAAGCCGGACAUUGUGAUCAUUGCGUUAAGUCUGGGCAAUGAGGGUUUGGCCCACUGCCCGGCCGCCGAACGUCGCGCCGCGCAGCAUCGCUUCGAGCAAGGCCUUUUAGACAUGAUCUCCAUGGUUCUAGCGAUGGAUGCUAUGCCCAUCUUGGGAGGCGUGUAUCCCAACAACGACUACAAUGCAGAGACAUACGCCAUGCUAAAGGAGACUGCACGCACCAUGGCGACUUGGAAUGUUCCCAUCUUCGAGUGGCUCCCUGUUCUGGAUGAUGGGCACGGCCGUUGGAAGGAGUCGUUGUAUUUUGAUCACGCGCAUCCAAAUACCGAGGGGCAACGGCACAUGUUCGAAUGUAUCGACCUCUCGCUGUUCGCGCACGCUGGGGAAGACAUUCCUCAACUGGUCCGGCGCAGGAGCAGCUUGUCACAACUGGAUUCCAGCGAGCGCCAGACCAGCUACUCGUACUUGGACGAGGCAGUUCAGGCUUCGCAAGCAGCGGAAUCCACAGCGCAUGGAGAACCCAUUGGCCCGCCGGCGUUUGAGGAUGGCCGCGGCUUCUCCAUAGUACUUUGCAGGGGCGCUAUCAGCAUUCGGAACAAGACAGAGGACGAGUACGUCGUGUCGGCCGAGUGGCAGGCGCUCUCGCGCGCUCUCGUCGCGGCCGGACUGCGCCCGGGCAUCUACGUUUCAAGAGACGAAUGCUGCCAGAAUAAUCGGGAACGACAGCCAUUGGAUUUGCUGGGGGAACGUAUUGGGGAUCGUUUAUACACCCAUAACAGCGGUGAUGACUUGGGGAUGGUUUAUGAUGUUUACCACAAUACUGUAAUAGGGACACCCAUUCACGAACCAGCAUAA
Molecule: messenger RNA, 2687 nt
Organism: Cladocopium goreaui
Lineage: Eukaryota; Dinophyceae; Suessiales; Symbiodiniaceae
Source: the annotation of a GenBank genome assembly